CACACAGGCAGGAGUCGCUGCUCUGGCUGGACGGCAGCGCAAGGUUCUCAGCUUGGUAUCCUCCAGGAUGUUCUUUUGAGGCUGAUCGGAGUUGUUUGGUGCACUUUCCUCGCUCUGUACUGUUCUGUUUUUGUUCGAAGUUUGGGUGUCGGAUGACUGGACGCUGCACUCUCAGGCAGGCCUUUGAUGGACAACUGAGAAUUCAUUUCAGGAAUGAAGAAGUGAACCACCAUCGAUCACAGUCAUGGCCGUCCAGACUGGCAUUCAGGUAUGGUUCGGUGAGAAAUUCGAUGCCCCGUUGCUGAGUCCCAGGAGUCCUCGCAGCCCGUUAGCACAAAGACACGGCCCCGGCCUCGCAGACGUCUUCCAGUACGACCAGUGGCUGGCUGUGCGACAUGAAGCCACUCUGGUGCCCAUGCAGGAGGAUCUGGCCAUCUGGCUCACUGGCAUGCUGGGAGAGGAAGUGAGAGCAGAGUUCUUCAUGGAGGACCUGAAUAACGGAGUGAAGCUCUGCCAGCUUAUUGGCGUGCUGCAGACCAAGAUCGCCGAGAGCUGCCCCUCUGCGCUCUGCAAGCUGUUCCCCACGAGGAAGGUUGCUUGUAAGCGGGACGCCUCUCCAGGUUCCUUCUUUGCUCGUGACAACACAGCAAACUUCCUGGCCUGGUGUCGCCACAUCGGUGUGGAGGAGACCUACCUGUUUGAGUCUGAGGGCCUCGUGCUGCACAAAGAGCCUCGGCAGGUUUGCCUCUGUCUGCUGGAAAUUGGCCGCAUCGUCUCCAAGUAUGGAGUGGAGCCUCCUGUCCUGGUGAAACUGGAGAAGGAGAUCGAGCUGGAGGAGACUCUGCUGAUGACGGAGGAGCCGCCUCCAGCUGUCAAAACUUUCAGCGUUUGCUGCCAACACGGCGGCCUCUACCAGCCCGGGGAGCACGGCAUGGACGACCCUCCCUGCAACUGCUCCAACAGAGUGUCCAUUGAGUACCUGUCAGAGGGCCGCUACAGACUGGGAGACAAGACCCUCUUUAUACGGAUGCUUCAUGGGAAACACGUGAUGGUUCGUGUCGGCGGCGGCUGGGACACGCUGCGAGGCUUCCUUACAAAAUAUGAUCCUCUGCGUGUGCUGCAGUUCACCACCCUGGAGCAGAAGAUCCUCGCCUUCCAGAAAGGUCCACCUGGUCUUGGAGGUCACCAUGGCAAUGCAGCCCCGCCUCCUCCUCCUGACAUGGACCCCCUUGCUGCUGUCAAUGACCUCAUCUCCUCCUCCUCAUCGUCUUCCUCCUCCUCCUCCUCCUCCUCAUCUUCCUCCAGCUCCACCUGUAAGCCGAUGAACGCUGCCGGUCAGACGUGUCGGUCCUAUACCCCCUCCCCAUCCUGCACCCCCACCCUGUCCAGGAAGGGGUCUGUCGCAGCACCUAAAAAGAUCCUCCAGGGGACGCCGUCCUCCCCCAGGAAGCCCACACAGCUGCCCCUCCCCAUCACCACCAAAGGCUCCUCCUCGCUGCCCACCACCCCUGUAGGAGCGUCUAAACAGACCCCCAGCCCGAGUAGCAGCCAGGGUUCUCAGGUUCCUCGCCGAGCUCUGACUCCAUCCUCUGCCCCUGCAGACCCAAACCCGGCCUCCAAACUCAAGCUCAAACCAUCACCACGUGGCCCCGCCUCCCAGCCUCGAAGCCCUGUCUGCCCUGAACCGUCCUCCAAAUGCCCCAAACCUUCCACACCAUGCACCUCCCCCACUGUCUCCUCAGUCCCCCGCCCUGUAACUGCUCCAGCGCGGGCCCCCACCCCCAAAGAUGGCCGACCUCCAUCGGGCGCCAGCCAGCGAUCUCGCCUCGCUCAGCGCCGUCCUGGUUCUCCUGCCUCACGCCUUCGGUUAGAGGCGGCAAGGCGGGCAAGGACGGCCGCAAGAGUCGCAGCAACUUCAACAAGACCUGCUGCGUCUGCCCCCCAAACUCGCUGCCCCACUCCCAGUUCACGGACCGUCUCACCAGCGCUCCCAAAGGCGACCUGCCCCCUACCCAAGAGCAAAGAGGUCACAGCCAAAGCAAAGGCUCAGGCUCCAACUAAAGCCACCGCUGCUCCUCCACGCAGCAACACAGCCAUCCCCGGGCGGGUCCUGGGUGCCAACACAAGCCCUUCUCCGACCAGCAGAGCCAAUCAGAAAACACCCGCCACAGCACAGAGGACGGGGCGAAAACAAACCGCCAACACCACCAAUGAGAAAUCCAGUCUGAAACCUGAACUGUCCCCAGCACCAUCCCUGACCCCACAGAAAACCACCCCUAACGUCAAAGCAGUGAAGACUGAGCCAACCGUCCGAAAGAAGAUCCCGCAGUACAUCGGGAAGAGCGAGGACGCUUACUUUGAGAUGAACAGCAGGAGGAAGCAGAGGGCGUAACGGGACGUCCUCUCUGAGGAUGAUCACGCAGCAGCAGCACUUGUUGGACUCUUAGAAAAAAAAAAGAAUCUCGUCACUAAUCCGAUCCACAAAGCUUCGUUUUUGACCAUUGUUUCGUCUCCAAAUUAAUUGUUUUGUUUUUGUAUGUUAUUUAAUAGUCUUUUAUUUUUUUAAUCCAAAGGGUCAAUGAUGGCAUGCUUUAUAUGUUCAUUGUUGUGAUUUAAUGGUAAUUUUUUAAAAAAUAUCAGCUCCAUUAACUGCUAAAUAUGGUGGCUGAUGAGGGCAAAAACCUGCAACUGCAAACGGAUUUUAAAAAGGAGAAACAGGCUGCAAAUUCAAGAAUAAAUGCAAAAAUUGUAAAGAAAUAAUUGUCAAAAUACUGGAAUUGUAAACUUUAAAUUUCUCUGCUAAAAAUCAAACGAUAAUGAAACUGUUAAUUUCGUUUGCCAAAACUUACUAAAAACGCAAAAAUUUGAUGCAAAAAUGAUCCAGUUGCUUUUGCAUCUGUCAUUGAAAAUGUUUUGGUCUUUUGCAUGCAUUUCUACAUUUUCAGCACAUUUCUCCUUGUUGAAAUGUUUUUGUCCUUUGCAGUAAAAUGUCCCUCCUCAGCCACCGUAGCAUAACACUAAAACUUGCACAAUGUUUACAUUCUUAACUCUGUUACAUUUAAUGAUACAACUUUUUUAAAUAUCAAAUGAUAGAGUUAUGUAAUAUAAUCAUGUUGAACACUAACCUCAGUACUUUUUUAGCUCUACAGUCAAAAAUGGGACACAGCCAUGACUCGAUGCACUUAGUCAAACAUUAACAGGACAAGGUCAGUUUUAUCACUGGAAAAGCAACAGUCUUGUUUUUCCUCCACAUUACCAAAGUUGUGAAGACUUCAGUGACACAACUGGAACUCUACUGGUUUAUUUUCCAUCCCAGUGAGAAUAAACUUUCCACUGGUGGGGGGUCAGACGUUUAACUUUUUGUAUAUCUCAGUGGGAGGAGCAGACCUCCCCUUCGUGUGCCUUCAUCAGAGAUGUGGUCUCUGAGCGGCAGUAGAAUGUAUUAGAUGAUCCGGGGUGUUAUUAUGGGGUGGAGGGGUGGGUUACUGGUUUUUAAAGAUGACUAUUGCACAGUGUGUACAAGCACUCUCUUCGUCAGAGUUGCCGAUGAACUACUGAUCAAAAACGCCUCUUUUCUUUUGAACAGGAAAUCCUUUUAGAGCUUCUUGGUAGAGACUUGUUUUUAUAUGGUUUCUAAUGUUUUCUGUGGAUUAAAAUCUAGUUUUCUAUGUGGUGUUUGUGUAUAUGAGUGUGUGUAUGUGUGUGCAGUAAAUAUAUCAUCGGUGAGGCUUUUUGUUCUUGUUUGGCACUUUACAGAAACCGCUGUUUGUCUGGAUUUGAAUGUUGAUUCUGUCGAUUGUGCUCCAGCUACCUGUUUGUCAUUUGAUUAAUAAAUGGACAAGUGUUUUAAAGGUCAA
Messenger RNA from Cheilinus undulatus (humphead wrasse), 3857 nucleotides. RefSeq names its product growth arrest-specific 2 like 3 (gene gas2l3). Gene Ontology annotation, cellular component: actin filament. Gene Ontology annotation, molecular function: actin filament binding; cytoskeletal adaptor activity; microtubule binding. Gene Ontology annotation, biological process: actin crosslink formation. The transcript is spliced from 10 exons. Lineage: Eukaryota; Metazoa; Chordata; Actinopteri; Labriformes; Labridae. The record is from RefSeq and is a predicted model, not a curated record. The coding region runs from base 245 to 2392 and encodes 715 amino acids.